UUCAAGUGGUUGGUAGUUAUCAUAAACCAGAGACAAAAAAAACCUACUCUUUCAUUUUUCAUCUUUCAACCAUAACAUGUUACCAUUAUUCCUCAUUUUCACACUCUCCUUCAUUCUCAUCGUCACCACAACCUUCUUCCUCCGUCCAAAACAACCUAAACAUGACAGGAAACAUCCAUCCGGUCCAUCGGGCUAUCCUCUCAUCGGUAACCUCCACAUGUUAGGCACCCUCCCACACCGGUCCCUCGAAGCCUUAUCCAAAAAACACGGUCCUAUCAUGUCACUCCGGUUAGGCCAAGUCCCAACAGUCAUAGUCUCUUCCUCUUCAGCAGCCGAACAGUUCCUCAAAGCAAAUGACCUUGCUUUCGCCAGCCGUCCUAAACUCGAAGCCACGCACUACCUGUCUUAUGGUUCUAAAGGGUUAGUUUUCGCUGAAUAUGGUGCGUAUUGGCGUAACAUGAGGAAGAUUUGUACUCUGCAGCUUUUGAGUGUUUCGAAAGUUGACUCGUUUGCCUCUUUGAGGAAGAGAGAAAUGGAAUUAGCUUUGAAGUUGUUGAAGAAAGCUGCGAGUUCGAGUGAGGUUGUUGAUGUGAGCGAGUUUGUGCAUGAUGUUGUAAUGGAUAUUGUGUGUAAAAUGGUGGUGGGGUGUAGUAUAGAUGAGGUUUUUGAUUUGAAGAGGCUCAUUCAACAAGGGAUGAACCUUUCUGGUGCUUUUAAUCUAGCUGAUUAUGUUCCUUUUCUUCGAGUUUUUGAUCUUCAGGUAUGUAUACCUUCAAAGAUAAAGGCUAUCGUCUUAGACAUGAUUGCUGGUGCAUUCGAAACUUCUGCAACUGUCGUGGAGUGGGCUUUAUCCGAGCUCAUGAGACAUCCAAGAGUAAUGAAAAAUCUCCAACAAGAGUUAGAUAAUGUGGUUGGGGUGAACAAAAUGGUGGAGGAAAAAGAUUUGUCGAAGUUAAGUUACUUAGAUAUUGUGAUCAUGGAGACAUUGAGAUUAUAUCCCGCGGGACCACUCGUGCCACGCGUGUCAACUGAGGAUGCUGUGGUUGAUGGUUAUUUUCUAGAAAAGAAAUCAAGAAUAAUUGUGAAUUUAUGGGCAAUAGGAAGAGAUUCUAAGAUAUGGUCCGACAAUGCUGAAGAGUUUUAUCCAGAGAGAUUCGUCGAUAAAAAUUUAGACUACCGUGGAAAUGAUUUCCAAUUUAUACCAUUUGGUUUUGGUCGAAGAGGGUGUCCCGGGAUAAACUUGGGACUAACUACAGUUAAACUUGUUGUCGCUCAACUAGUGCAUUGUUUUUCUUGGGAACUUCCAUCGAGUAUGACUCCAAAUGAUUUGGACAUGACAGAAAAAUUUGGUCUGUCAAUCCCAAGAGCCAAGCACUUGCUUGCCGUGCCAAACUAUCGUCUUCAUGGGGAAGCAACAUGACGAGUCGAGUUUAUUUUAGUUCAAAAUUGUAUUCUUUUCUGAUAU
Messenger RNA from Vicia villosa (hairy vetch), 1465 nucleotides. RefSeq names its product cytochrome P450 CYP736A12-like. NCBI's taxonomy places the organism in Eukaryota, Viridiplantae, Streptophyta, Magnoliopsida, Fabales, Fabaceae. The record is from RefSeq and is a predicted model, not a curated record. The transcript has a single exon. Gene Ontology annotation, molecular function: monooxygenase activity; iron ion binding; heme binding. The coding region runs from base 77 to 1420 and encodes 447 amino acids.